AUGGUGGUAAACAAACAGGUUGUUUCAAUGUGCUUUGUUAUGGCUUCGUUCAAGUUCAUGAGCAGGAUUCGAGAACUGGUCGGUAAUUGGUGGUUGAUGUUUAACGUUAUAAUAGGAUAUUGGUCAGCAGAAAUCUUUACGCAUUUGGCAGACAAUGCUUCGGUUGUACGAUAUGGAGGUAUAGCAGGUGCAGAACCUCAGACAGAGACACCACCGAUGGUAAAUGGAUAUUUACCUCAACUUCAGGAUUAUACGAAGACAACAUUUAUAAAGAAAAUGAAAUAUAUCGACGAUAAAGGACAACUUGCCAACAUAAACCCAGACGGAGCACAAUCUAAGCAUGAUGCGAAAUUGGAUUGUUAUGAUAUUUUGUUCGGUGGUAAUUUAGGAGGCGAUUGGGAAAUGACUAUGACAUAUGGAUGGUGGUAUGUGUAG
Messenger RNA from Papaver somniferum (opium poppy), 435 nucleotides. RefSeq lists its product as uncharacterized. The record is from RefSeq and is a predicted model, not a curated record. The coding region runs from base 1 to 435 and encodes 144 amino acids. The transcript is spliced from 2 exons. NCBI's taxonomy places the organism in Eukaryota, Viridiplantae, Streptophyta, Magnoliopsida, Ranunculales, Papaveraceae.